Molecule: messenger RNA, 813 nt
Organism: Penicillium pulvis
Lineage: Eukaryota; Fungi; Ascomycota; Eurotiomycetes; Eurotiales; Aspergillaceae
Exons: 1
Coding region: 1-813 (270 amino acids)
Biological process (GO): secondary metabolite biosynthetic process
Cellular component (GO): nucleus; cytoplasm
Source: RefSeq, a predicted model, not a curated record
AUGACAAUACAAGAUUCCACGUUAAAACUACCUCGCAUCAUAUGCCUCCACGGAGGUGGCACAAAUGCGCGAAUCUUCCGCAUGCAAUGUCGCGUCUUAGAAAGCACUCUCCGAUCAACGUUCCGCCUCGUCUACGUCGAAGCACCUUUUCAUUCACAGCCCGGCUCAGACGUGACCUCUGUAUACAAGAAUCAUGGCCCGUUUAAGUCCUGGCUACGCAUCACAUCCUCGGACAUCGCCCAUGAACCACGCCACAUUAUAGAGUCUAUAAACACAGCCAUCGCAACAGCAAUGUAUACAGACACGCAGUCUGGGGCGACGGGCGAAUGGGUCGCAUUACUGGGCUUUAGCCAAGGUGCCAAGCUAGCUGCGAGCAUUCUCUUUGCACAACAGUCAAUGCAGCGGCGCGCAGGUCCAGACGCUGUCAUCUGGCCGAAUUUUCGAUUUGCGAUUUUGUUGGCCGGCAGGGGGCCUUUGGUCUGGCUGCUACCUGAGAAAAACGGCAUUGCUUCAUCUAUAUCUGCUGGUCUUGUUGAUGCGGCUAGUCCUUCUAUUGGAGGUCAUGAGCCUGAUAUUCCGAUGCAUUCAGAUGAGCAUAUCUUGCGAAUUCCUACGGUACAUGUUCACGGGCUGAGGGAUCCGGGGCUAAGGAGCCAUCGGGCGCUUCUGAGUAACUAUUUUGAAGAAGAUUUGGUAUCUGUGGUGGAGUGGGAGGGUGAUCAUAGAAUACCAAUCAAGCGGAAGGAUGUUGAUGCUGUUGUACAGGAAAUUUACAGUUUGGCGAAAGUUACUGGUGUACUAGACACAUGGUGA